AUUCAAGUUUUUGCUAAUCGCGAUGUGUAUAAAACAAGAUAUCGCAUUUGACGUUAUUGAUGUGAUAUCUCAAAAAGAUCAUUAUCCUAAAUGGAGACGACGGACUCGCACGAGACACAACCAACGGUGGUUUAUUCGCCGCCGGGAAGAAUAUCACUCCGGCCGAUGACUCUUUCCGACGUUGACGACUACAUGGUUUGGGCCACAGACGCUAAAGUAGCACGCUUUUGCUCUUGGGAGCCUUGCAAAAGCCGAGAAGAAGCCAUCAAAUACAUAACCGACUCGGUCUUGACACACCCUUGGCUCCGAGCCAUCUGUUUAGAAGACGACCAUGCGAUCGGAUACAUCUUGGUCAUGCCGGUCGAUAAGAUCAGGAAAGAGAUCGGUUAUGUGUUAGCGAGAAAGUAUUGGGGAAAAGGGUUCGGUACGGAGGCGGUGAGGCUAGUGACGGCGGAGAUAUUCAAGGAAAUGCCGGAGAUUGAGAGGCUUGAGGCACUCGUCGAUGAGGACAAUGUGGGAUCUCAAAGGGUUCUUGAAAAAGUUGGGUUUACUAGAGAAGGUGUUAUGAGGAAGUUUAUGGUUAUGAAAGGAAGUGUUAGAGAUAUGGUUAUGUUUAGUUUCUUGCCUUCUGAUACUUUGAAGUAAAAUUGAUCAGCAAAAAGAUUAUUAAUUCAGAUUAUAUAACGCUGGCCUUAAUGUGAUUCAUAACGUAAAAUAUGAUGUAAACACUCUGUUUCUGUUUUUUUCUGUUUCCUCUAUAUUUAUGAGCUUAUUUUUAGGUUUGUAUUA
This is a messenger RNA of Eutrema salsugineum, 789 nucleotides long. RefSeq lists its product as uncharacterized. The record is from RefSeq and is a predicted model, not a curated record. Bases 91 to 645 code for a protein of 184 amino acids. Lineage: Eukaryota; Viridiplantae; Streptophyta; Magnoliopsida; Brassicales; Brassicaceae. The transcript has a single exon. Gene Ontology annotation, molecular function: acyltransferase activity, transferring groups other than amino-acyl groups.